AAACAGAAUUUUUUUUUAUAUAAUAAGAUAAAAUGGUCAUGGGAUGUUUAUUUGCAGUGCUCUGAAAAUAUCCUCAUCAUAUGCGUCUACACCUGUUUCUUGUAUCUUUCAGAUGGCAAUGUCUGAUAUUCCAUCUUUUCCGGAGCACAAUUCAGCUAGUGCUGUCACGCCUCUAGAUGAUAUUUUUAAUCAUAGUCGUGAAGAUCAUUGUUACAUUCACGAGGCUGAAGUAAUAUUGGAAGCACCAAACAACAUUGUGGAACCAGUUAACUCUUCCUUUGGUUCACCUGUGAUACUGAAACCCUUCACAAGUGUGCCCAUGAAUGAAAAUAUGACACAUGUACCUGACAGUUUUACUAUUCCUGGAUAUAUGAACAGUGAUUCUAUUCAACAUCACUAUGUGGCAUCUGAAAUAUCCGACGAUGUCUAUCUAGACUCACUACUGGAUGAAAUGGAGAUAACAGAAAACACAAAUGAAGAAGCCUUCAUAGAUCCACUACUAAUUGCAAUGGAGAGAAUAGAGAAGGAUAAAGAAGAAGCCUUCAAGAUACAUGAGAAGAAGAUAUUGCAGCUCCGAUCUGAAUAUGAAUUGGAAGUUGAAAAAUUGAGUGAAAAGUACAGGAUUUUGCUUCAGAAUGUUGAUACUGAAGUAGCACUCAAAAAAAUGGAAUUUGAGACACAAUGUAAAUUAGUGUCAAGCAGUGAGGAAUUAGCUGAAAUUUGGAUCCAUAUGCUUGAUGAUUGUGAAAUGGCUGUGGGAUAAUGCUCAGAACAAGAGGGAAUACCCAGUUCUCAUCAAGUCCACUCAAAAUUAACCCAUCUUUGUUGACUCCUACUGUGAUGGUCUUGGACAAUCCUUGGCCAUCCAGAAGAAAUCAUGGUCAUUUCUCGGACAAGACAGCCAUUCCAGAAGAAAUCAACCCCCUAAGAGCACGCUUUGAUCCCAUGAUGGCUAUGGUGUACUUGUCCCCUCUGCAGCUGCUUCAUCUUAUGCAGCAAUUUCCCUUGACAUUAUGUACAAUUGCAACCUUAGUAUCAUUUAGAAGAACCAAGUCAAACAUGCUGGUAGGGCGUGUCCUGUAAAACUAACUAUAUGUACCUACCUCACUAGGCUGAUGUAUUUGUUCACCAAAUUUUGAACCACAGUGAUCGUCUGGUGAAAUGAAUGUAAAUAUGCUAUAUCACUGAACAACUUUCAAAAUUGUCUUUGUUAUGUGCUCCCCAGCAUAUGAAAUAGCAAAAAUGUAUUAUUGUUAGAAAGUAACAUAUUUAUUAU
Vigna umbellata (rice bean) is the source of this 1276-nucleotide messenger RNA. NCBI's taxonomy places the organism in Eukaryota, Viridiplantae, Streptophyta, Magnoliopsida, Fabales, Fabaceae. The record is from RefSeq and is a predicted model, not a curated record.